ACCGCUUGUAGUUGCUUAGCGACCUGAAUCCAGCGGCAGCAGAGAGCACCUAGCAUCGUGAGGAUUGCUUAUGUGCAGCCUGUGAAAGAGCAGCAGACCUCUGCAACCCCCGUCACUGAGAUAAUCAAGACUCGGGUUACACUCCUCCAUCAGAUGGCGUUCUGCCUGGCUGAGCUGCACUUGUGGUCCACCAAGAGCUCACUCCAAGUCAAAGAUACAGAUAUUGGCACCUAUCAGUACUACGAUAAAGGAGAGCCAGCCAAUCCCCUGGAGCAUCACUACUACAAUGAGAAACUCCAAUUCUGUGAGGCUCGAGGCUAUUCGUGGACCCCCAGGAACCGCCGACCGGAGAAGCUACGCGAUUCGUUGAAGGAGUUGGAGGAACUGUUGCAGACCAACACCUGCGUUCACACCAGAUGGAGGAACAAGCAUUGCUGCCAGCUGAUGCUGAGCAGUGGAGUACUGGUGACGCUGAAUCUAAAUGGACCUCAACUCGAACAAGUGUGUGUUGACCGAACAUUAGUGGGCCGACUACCAGCCAACACCGUGACUGAUGCGGUGCUGAGCGAUCGGCUGUUCCUGCUGGCCUUCCUGGAGCAGAGCCAAGUGGCUGCAGUCUACCUCAACAAAAAGAACCAGGACUCCCCAGAGACUGGCAGGCGAACAGACAAACUCUCACCCUCUGAAAUCAAGGUGACCUGUGUGGAGGUGACUGGGCGGGGACGCAGGCUCCUCAGACGUGUGGCUCUCAACCGUCUCCAGGAUGUGGCGCUGUGCUGGUGGAACCUGGACGAGCCCGGAGAGGGGCUGUGGCCCUGGACUCCUACCAACACGCACAGGAACAACCUGGUCCUGCUCAGCUGCUCGCCUGCUGAAGGCCUCAAGGUCCUUAGCUCCAUCCGAACUGAAAGCAAUCCCCUGGACUGCUGCUUCAGCCGGCUCCAGCCCUACCAGCUGCUAACAGUGGAGCUACCCACAGGACCCCAAGGAUCCACAGAGGGGCCCUGGGCUGACGCUUGCGUGUACGAAUGUGCACGAGGGCGCAUGCACCGCCUGUCUGUCACCCGGAUCCCGCUGCCUUCCCAUCCUGUUUCCUGCUCACGUCACCCCUGUGAGACCACACUCCUCCUGGGCUUAAGCGACUCCUCCCUGGUCUUGUACGACCAGCGACGGGGGGUCUCUAUACUGGCCUCUUGCCCUGUGCCAGCCACCCUCCUCGCCUGGCAUCCUGCUGGGGCCGUGGUCAUGGUAGGGGGAGGGCACGGGGAGCUGAUGUGCUUUGAUGUGGGCUUGGCACCUGUAAGAAUGGCGCUGGUAGCGGAAGAGGUUGCUUCGGCCGCCACGCUAAAACUAGCUGAGCACCUGCGCUGCUCUGGAGGCCUGGAGGGACUACAGUGGGGGACAGGUCUGGAAGGAGGCCCAGAGGGGACAGAUACACUGAUGCUGGCCUUUCAUGGGGGACCACUAGCAGCCUUGAGAUUCCGACUAGGGGCUGUGACGGGGGGCCAGAUGGGUCCAGGGGAGCUUCUGCAGCAGUGGCUACGUUGUGGUCAGGUCAGAGAGGCGCUGGGCGUCCUGGAGGCCAUGGACUGGAGCACCAUGGGAGACGAGUGCUUCCGAGGCCUGAGCUCAGUCACCAACCACCUGCUGAGGCUGGAGCUGAACGCAGAGAGAGAAGCCCAACUAGAAGCAGCACUGGGUGUGUUUUACGCCCCACCUGCCCCUCUGUCUGACACGGUGAUACUAGAGUACAAGGAGGCGAUCCUGAAGUACGCCCGCCGCUUUUUUCACCACCUCCUCAGACACCAGCGCUUUGAGAAGGCCUUCCUCCUCGCUGUAGAUUUAGACGCCAGAGACUUGUUCAUGGACCUCCAUUAUGUUUCCAGCGAUAAGGGCGAGGUGGUGUUAGCGGAUGUGGCCAAGACGAAAGCGAAUGAAAUCGAGGCCCAGGCCAUCGCAGGCAACGACCCUCUGAGAGGCAGAAACGGUGUGUAUGGUUCCAGCAUCGGGGACAGACAAACAGAGAGGAACCAGAGUGCCACAGGACCUUCACACCCAAACACUCCCACAACACAUGCUGAUGGAAGAGCCAAUCAGAGGAGGCCGCAGGCUGAGAACAUCCGUGUGACCGUGAACCCAGAUGUCUUCAGGUCACUGAGGCAAACAGGAAUCAGCGAAGGUGACAGAGACGACAGGAAUGACGAUGAAGACCCCGGGAUGCUCCGUGUGGUCCAUUUAGGAAUGGUUUGAAAAGACUAAAUCUUCACCAAUAACAGGCUCAUUUUGUCUAUAUUUUUAUAAACAAAGCAGUUACUUAAACUUGUAUCAUUGUACAGAACAGCAGAUGACUGAUGAAUCACACAUGAGAAUUAUUAAUAAAUUACUUUUGUAUUGAAAAACAGAA
Messenger RNA from Thunnus maccoyii (southern bluefin tuna), 2404 nucleotides. Its product is annotated as WD repeat containing planar cell polarity effector. Gene Ontology annotation, molecular function: protein binding. The record is from RefSeq and is a predicted model, not a curated record. Lineage: Eukaryota; Metazoa; Chordata; Actinopteri; Scombriformes; Scombridae. Gene Ontology annotation, biological process: establishment of protein localization; nervous system development; cilium organization. The coding region runs from base 154 to 2250 and encodes 698 amino acids. Gene Ontology annotation, cellular component: axonemal basal plate. The transcript has 19 exons.